Messenger RNA from Lycium barbarum (goji berry), 4394 nucleotides. RefSeq lists its product as uncharacterized. Lineage: Eukaryota; Viridiplantae; Streptophyta; Magnoliopsida; Solanales; Solanaceae. The transcript is spliced from 2 exons. The coding region runs from base 814 to 2103 and encodes 429 amino acids. The record is from RefSeq and is a predicted model, not a curated record.
CAAGCAUUUUUCAACAUUGGAUUUGUAUGUUGAUAUGGGAAUUAAGCCACAUACAUCCAUGUUGGAUGGUGAAGAAGAAAGACAAGUGCCUUACAUCUUGCAAUUCGAAAGAGUAAGAAGGCAAAAUGACAUUCCUCAUUUGAAAGCCAAGAAGUGCAAAAUGAAGAAAUUAACGUUUGGCUUGUUCAUCUACUUACCACCCCCCAUCGCUCGUGGUCACAAACUUGAUUCCAAGUUAGGUGCCCAAUUCAUAAGCUCCAAAUGGCGAGAAAAGCGGUAAAGUUGGUAUCCGUCGUGCCGCGACGUUAACUUAAGCGCUUGGUGGGAGGCAACCCAUCGUUUUUAAAUUUUUUUUUUUUUUUUUUUUUAUCAUUUUUGAAAUUUGAUUUUUUAAAAUUGUUUAGUUUAUGAUUUGUGACUAAUCUGCAAAAUUUCACAAUUUGAAUAGGUUGAGUUUUCAGAAUAGCCACAAAUCAGUAGUUGCUGGUUUCUGCUUAUUUUCUGAACUGCUGGUUGUUUGCCGAAUUUUACUCUAGGCGAUCGCGCCACAAAAUCACGCGAUCGCGGCACAAAAAAAAAAAAAAAAAAAAAAAAAAAAAAAAAAGGACGUUACCCAUCGCGAUCGCGCCAUAAAGUCACGCGAUCGCGAGGAAGCCCGAUUCCAGGUAACUAAACAGAUAAAAGAAGGCAAAACGGCUCAAAACACUAAUUCCUCCACUUUUCCUCCAAAAUCUUACUUUUCUCUCAAACUCAACUUCAAAAUUCCGGUAAAUUUCAUCAACUUGCAACCACAAGGUACUUAAAUUCACAAAAAUGGCUUCAUCAUCCAGUGCUGCCCAAGUACCAUUGAUUGAAUAUUAUGACACCACCACCUUCCAGUCAGCAAAAUGUUCAAAGCUCUAUGAUAGACUGCUGGGAAAGAGCUUCAUUGAAGAGAGGGGCUUUGUAACAGAGAGUUUGGAAGAAAAGAUGCCCGAGUUCUAUGGAAGGUUGGUGACAAGCGGCUGGAUACGCUUUGCAGAUGAACCAAUCAGGGCAAAUCAUACCCUGGUACGGGAAUUCUACGCAAAUGCUGCAGAGGCAGACAUUACACAUAGGGCAAUUGUCAAGGUCAGAGGUGUAAAUGUUCUGUGCAAUGCCUCAAGAAUCAAUGCCUAUUAUAAUCUGCAGGAUGGUGACAACAGCGAGAUGGCACAGAUGUACGAAAACCUGCGGCAACAAUGGUUUGUGACCCACCUUCACGGUGGGGAACAACCAAAGUGGCUCAAUACAAUGCAGAAAAGGAUUGACUCUGCAGAGUUCACCGCUGAAGCCAAAACUUGGCUUGAUAUUGUCACAUCCAGGGUGCUGCCUUCAAAACAUGAUUCAGAGGUGCCGCUUGAGAGGGCUAAAGUAAUUUGUGCUGUGAUGGAAGGAUUGCCUGUUGACGUGGGGAGGCUCAUUAUGCAGGAAAUCCGGGAGGUGGUGCUUGAACGGACCAAGAGCUUAUUCUUCCCAUCACUAAUCACUUACUUGUGCUCCACUGAUGGAGUGCCCACAAGACCAGGCGACAGAGAAAAAGGGCCUGGUGGACCGAUUUAUCCGUUGAAAAAGAGAGGGCCUGGUAAUGUACAAAAGAAAAGGAAGAUUAAUAUAGAUGCAUCAUCAUUUGAGCAGUUCACAGCUACUGCAUCAGAUUCUAUGGGUGGGGCAUCUGCCCCUUCCAUGGCUAUACCAAUCUUGCCACCAUUACAAGAAGCCGCCAGGCCUUUCCAAUAUAUCUCCACCCAGGUCCAUGGGGUGGACAAUCGGAUCCAGCAGCUAGUAGCUAGUCUCCCUGCGGGCCCACAUGGCGAAGGCACAUCUACAGCUCCCUCAGUUCCUAUUGGUCCGACAUUAGCAGGUGUGGUGGAGGACAUGAAGCAUAUCAAAGAAAAGCAAGGAAAAAUUGAGAGGAGGCAGAAAAAGGCGAGGGAGCAUGCGAAGAAGCAAAGCAAAUUCCUGAACAAAAUGAUGAGCAUUCUGAGGAGUGUAUGCGGAGCGCAGCACGACGAGGAGGAAAAUGAGGACGAUUUUGUCCUGCCAGAGCCCAGCAGCUCCAGUUCAGAGAGUGAGCAGAGAUGAUCAUAGCACGCAGUGCUAGCAGGUAUAAAAAAAAAAAAAAAAAAAAAAAAAAAAAAAAGUUUUUUUUGUGUGUUGAUGUACUGCAGUGAGGACACUGCAAGUUUUUUGGUUAGGGGUAGGAACCUCCUCGGUUUUUCUUUGCCAGAAUUCUUUUCCCGAGGGGAGUUUAUUUUGUUGAAACUGGCAUGUUUAGGAUGUUACUUAGGUUGAAUAGAAUAAUUUUGUUUUAUUUGGUACGACUUGAUAACUAAUGGCAUGUAUUGUGUUUGUGCAAAUUGUUGGACCCCUCGAAAAUUUUUUUUUUGAAAAAUGCAUACUUAGAACAGUUAUUGUCUGACAUGAUUGAUUCUUUAUAUGACAUUGUGAUUAUUGGGGUGUUGUGUGUGAUGAAUUACUACUUAGGAGGUCACAAGUGUGAAAAUUAUUGUCCUUAUGCCGAUGUGUGUGUGAAGUGUUAGUUUGAUUCUGUUUAUGCAUGUAUAAUCUAGAACUUGCCCGGUUGGUCUUGUUUGAAAUGCGAAAGUGAGUUUGGUUGUGAAAUGAUCUUAGGCUUUCUUUGUGUAAAUAAGUCACUGUGCCUAAAUAAGCCUCUCCAAAAGCUGAAAAUACCCCUAGUUUCCCUUUUUGAGCCUUUUUGACCUUUUUCUUGGCUAGCUAAUUAUGAAACCUUACCCUUUGUGAAAUUAAUCCAUCUUCACACCCGUUCCCUCCUUGAUGCUAUUAAUUAGAUGAGGCAAAAUGUCUAAGUUGGAGGUGAAGUAAAUGUGAAGUACAUGUUCAAAACAUAAGUUGGGGGUGGUGGAGUUUGCUAGUGAAGAUUCGAUGUGGUAGUUGCGUAUAUACAAAAAAAAAAAAAAAAAAAAAAAAAAAAAAAAAAAAAAAAAAAAUCAGAAAACUGUAACGCAAAAAGAAUUCUAGGUUGGUUAGAAGUAAAACCACAUCGAGGUUGAAAACUGAAAGAAAAUAAAGGGGUGGAAAGAAAAGAGGCGAACUAAGGUGACAAGAUGUUGUAGUGUUCAAGGAGGGUGAGUCACUAAUAUCCAAAAAGUAUCCGACCCGUCCCUAAACCUACAUUACAAGCCGAAACAAGUCCUAAUGAGAUCACAACCGAACAAUCCUAGGAUGAGAACAUAGAAAAUAAGGGCAAGCCUAUGGUAUUUGCAUGUGUAAAUAUGAAUUUUCUUUGUGAGUGUGAGUGUUUUUCUCUUCUCUUUCGUCUUCGUCCCAUUCUUGUCGUAUAUAUGUGUGUUGGGACAUUUUUUUGGUCUAUGUGAGGGCAUAAGGAUGAAAAUUGAACAAAAUAGAGUGACCGCCUAAAGUAGCGUUUGUGUGCACAAUAAUAUGUUCGAUAAUAUGAUGUCAUUUAUUGAAGCUUCAUGGUUAGUUGUAGUGUUCUUGAGUUGUUUAUGUUGCUUUAAAACAGAAAUUGGGGUGGUCCUUGGAAGAAAAAAAUGCAUGCCGGUAGUUCAGAGUCAAAACCAAUAUAGACAUUGUUAUUUUAUGAUAUCUAGGUAUUAGAUUGAGUCGUGGUUUUGUAUCGCUUGCUUGAGGACAAGCAAAUACUUUAAGUUGGGGGUGUUGAUGUGGCGUGAAUUUACACCAUAAUCGAUGCUUUUUAACUAUAAGUUUUACUUGUUUUUGAGCAAGUCUGUGUUAUUUUACGUGGUUUUUGUCAUGUUUCAGGUUAUAUGAGGUCCCUAGAGCCUAAGUGUGGAAAACAAGCAAAAAAGUUGCAAAACUGGGGAUAACUGGAAGUUCUGGAAAAUUUCGCGGAAAAUUACUCUGCGCGAUCGCGCCGUGUACUCACGCGAUCGCGCCAUAGCACGAAAUUAAUUCCACGCGACCGCGCCGAGACUUCACGCGACCGCGCCCACGCGCUAUUUAAAUGACACGCGAUCGCGUCGACUCAAACCGCGAUCGCGAUUGAGGGACAGGGGACGCUGACGUCAUGAACGCGAUCGCGCUGUCUCGUGGCGCGAUCGCACUGAAGGAAUUAUGAGCGUUUUCGACCAGAACCUGGGAUUCGCCGAUUUCUUCCAUUCCAGUUCAUAUAAAUAGAAAACUAGGGCAAAUUUUCAGUUCAUCUUUGGCAGUUUUUCAUCAAGUUUGGAGACUAGUAUUUACAACACACUUUGGGGUUGAAGAUUUGAAGAUUUGGUUGAGUAUUUCUUAAGCCUUUAAUUCAUUUCUUCAAUUCCUUGCUUUGUAUUGUAUAUCUAAGUGUGUAGCUUUCUAUUCCAUAACUUGAAUCUCGUUUAUGUAAGUAUUCUUGAUUAAAGUUUGGUUUGAAA